Molecule: messenger RNA, 528 nt
Organism: Colletotrichum graminicola M1.001
Lineage: Eukaryota; Fungi; Ascomycota; Sordariomycetes; Glomerellales; Glomerellaceae
Product: ricin B lectin
Exons: 1
Coding region: 1-528 (175 amino acids)
Source: RefSeq, a predicted model, not a curated record
AUGAAGCUGUCACUUGUCGUCACCAUCGUGGCCUACGCCGCUACUGCUCAAAGUGCCAUCACAUGGACUGUCCAAAAGGUCACGAAUCCUACGGCCGAUCAAACAGACGCCUACAACAGAACUGAGGCUGCUAUGCGCCUUGCUGUUGCUCGCCAUUCCAGACUUGGAAGCGCAAUAAAGAACCUGCGUGUCUAUUACACUCCUGGUGUCCCGACAGCAGAGGCAAACUACAACGGCGACGUGCGUUUUGGCACCAACCGCGCUUAUAUGAACGAGCGCACUGCUCUUCACGAAAUCUCUCACACCUUGGGUGUUGGUCAGACCGCCGAAUUUGACCGCAAGUGUGCUGCAGGCGAUUGGGCGAGCGCAUUGCCACUCCUUCGGUCUUGGGAUGGAGCUGGUGCGGUCAUCAAUUGCGGAGGCUCACACAUUUGGCCAUAUGGGCUCAACUACGACAAUGAAUGGAGCGAAACGAAUGCCAAUCGCCACGUUCGACUGAUCAAUGCAAUGAUUCGGGAUGGUAUGUAG